Molecule: messenger RNA, 2597 nt
Organism: Zea mays
Lineage: Eukaryota; Viridiplantae; Streptophyta; Magnoliopsida; Poales; Poaceae
Exons: 6
Coding region: 1340-2587 (415 amino acids)
Source: RefSeq, a predicted model, not a curated record
GCCUUGGGUUCUAUUGCACUGCUGCGUGAAUUAUUCCAUUUUGUAGCAUUUCAUCCCAACCCGCUUGGUUCAUGUACUGAUUUUGCUAUGUACUGUGAUCCCUUUCUAACAACAAAUUUAAUAGUUUUGUUCAUACACUGUUUCCUAAUUAGUGAUGAAGACAUCAACCUAUUUAUCCUUGGGUAGCAACCAAUGCAUCUGCUAUGUAUAUGAUUUCUCUCUACUUCCUCCUCUACCGAAUUGGCUAAUUAUAUGUGUACACCAAAAGUACCAUGAAUAGUUCAUUCCAAAAAAGGUACAGUUAACAAUCUACACAGUUUGCAUUUUCCCUGUGCUUUGUAAACUGUUAACACAACCAUGUGGUUAUACAUAUCUGAUGAUCACUAUAUAAUUGAUCUGUACAAACAUGUACAUAUACAAUACCGGUUCAAAGCGGCGUUCUUCACGCUAUCCACGUCAGCGGAAAUUUUUUUAGCUACUCGAUUGUGGAUCAACGGCUCACAUAUCUCUGAAGACCACUCCCUCGUUACCUUCGCUGCUUCUGGAAAUACAAUACCGGUUCAAAGCGGCGUUCUUCACGCUAUCCACGUCAGCGGAAAUUUUUUUAGCUACUCGAUUGUGGAUCAACGGCUCACAUAUCUCUGAAGACCACUCCCUCGUUACCUUCGCUGCUUCUGGAAAUUUCCUCUCCUCAGUCCUCACACAGUCAAACUUCCAUCUUGUCCCUCAUCCUUGCUCCCUCCGCCGCGUCUUCCGUUUCCAGCCUCCGCCGCGUCUUCCGUCUCGAGCCUCCGCCGCGUCUUCCGUCUCCAGCACUCCAGCAGGUCAUAUUCGUCCUCUGCUGAAGACAAAAUUCGUGAGGAAAAAUAGGUGCGAAUUUAUGGGAACUACUUUGACAUGGACCCCGUAAAUCCAAACAGCCACAGAAAGCGGAAUUAUAACAAUGCAUGCUACGCCCCAUCAACUUUAUCUCAUGCAGAAGCAAGGCGUAUACGUAAGCGAGUGCUAGAUCAGCGAAAACUAGCAUUAGCAGGAUCCAGCAUGCCCUCUCAGCAUACUCCCACAUUGCAAUGCGGACACUUCGAUCCAGAUUUUGUAAAAACGAUCAAAGCUUUGAUACCAUGAUCGAUCGUAUUAUGGAAGACCAUCAUACCAAUGUAUUCAUUGCUCCGCACUUUUUUGGCACGGCGAGAGAAUAAGGUCAUCUGUGGGAACACGAUCCGUCAUCUACAAUAGUUGUUGUAAAGGUGGUAAAGUCCGCAUACCUGCUUAUAGACCCAGGCCUGAACCAUUAUUAUCAUUAGCAAGGUUUGAUGGCGAUGUGGUUUCAAAGACCUUCAUGCAAAAUAUAAGGCAGUACAAUUGCUUGUUUGCAUUUACAUCUAUGGGCGCUCAUAUUGAUAGAUCAUUGAAUGAUGGUCGCGGCCCACCAGUCUUCAAGGUAUGUGGUCAGAUCCAUCAUCGAAUAGGCUCACUACUACCAAUGACCGACCAGCCCCCCAAAUUCCUUCAACUUUAUGUAUAUGAUACAUCACAUGAGGUAAACAAUCGAAUACGGUCUUUAUCAAGUGACGAUGCUCCUGAUUCUCCUAUACAGCCACAGAUUGUUAAUGAACUAUUACAAAUGUUGGACACCCAUAAUCCUUUUGCUAAAAAAUUCAGAAUUGCUAAGAAAAGGCUUACUGAACACGCAAAUGAGGAAUUUAUCAUCAGAAUAAUUGGAGCCAAAGAAGGAGAUCCCGUGCAAUAUGACAUGCCAACAACUGAUGAUUUAGCCAUGCUUGUUAUCGGUGAUUUCUCCCUCGAAACCUUUAAACGGGACAUUAUCAUAGAAACCAGAAAUUCUGAAUUGAAACGUAUUUCAUCGUUACAUCCGGCUUAUAUGGCCCUUCAAUAUCCACUCCUAUUUCCUUAUGGAGAGCGAGGUUUCCAAGUUGGUGUCAUGUAUAGCGGGAUACAAAAUAAACAGCCAAAUUCAAGAAUCCAUAUGACAAUGCAAGACUACUAUUGCUAUCAAUUUCAUUAUAAGCCUGGGCAACCCAAUCCAUUUCUCUCUUAUGGGAUAUUAUCAAAUCAAGCUAAGGUCGAUGCUCGUGCCUGCAUUGAUGAAAAUAGGCUUACUUACAUUCUGAAUAAUCAGGACAAAUUAAGAAUAGAAAAUUUACAAGGUAUAUCAGAUGCUGUUAGUAGAGGUUGCAUAAACGGGGAAGAGAUGGGGAAAACAAUUGUGCUUCCAGCAUCGCAUAUCGGUGGAAGACGAUACAUGAUACAAAACUAUCACGACAGCAUAGCUAUCUGCAGAGUUCAUGGCCCACCUGACUUCUUCGUAACUUUCACAUGUAAUGCAAAGUGGCCUGAAAUUAUUGAGAGUCUUUACCACUGUGGACAAAAAAAUUCUGACGCACCUGAUAUUGCGAUAAGAAUAUUCCAUAUGAAAUUACAAGAACUGCUACAUGAUAUAAAAUCUGGAAACAUAUUUGGACCAUGCAAAGCAGGUGCGAAUAUUUUGUUUCCAAUUUUAUACAAACAUAAACUUCGCUUUAAUUGUUUAUUUAGAAUUAUUCGUAAACAAACUUUCUUGUACUAAUUCGUUUUUC